Lactuca sativa (garden lettuce) is the source of this 1243-nucleotide messenger RNA. Its product is annotated as BTB/POZ domain-containing protein. NCBI's taxonomy places the organism in Eukaryota, Viridiplantae, Streptophyta, Magnoliopsida, Asterales, Asteraceae. The record is from RefSeq and is a predicted model, not a curated record. Gene Ontology annotation, molecular function: protein binding.
UUUAUGAAUUAUCAGUCGUGAGCUGCUUCACUUGCUUGGGUAUCGCUGGAAUGAAGGUAGCAUCUACUUUGAUACUCCAACACGAGAGUUAGAGGUAUAUGCAGAGAGCUCUUGAUUCGGGGAUGGUUGAUACCAAGGUAGAGACCAUAUCCAGGUUGGCUCAAUGGAGGAUCGACAAUUUUGGACCUUGUACUUACAAAAGAUCAGAACCUUUCAAAAUCGGCAUAUGGAAUUGGCAAAUAUCAGUCGAGAAGAAUCGACAUCUUUACGUUCGUCUGUUUCCAGAGCCGUCUCGCCUAUCGAAAGAACAGCCGCCGAUUGCCAAAUUCAUAAUUCGAGUUACCACCGCGGGAUCCAAUCGCAGACCAUACAUCUCACCAAUUCAUGAGAGACUUCUUCGGACAAGUGAAGACUUUGUGUGGCCUGUUGAUUCUACUUUCCAUGGUCGAUUCAUCAUAGAUGUCGAGUUCUUGGACCUUCAGGUUUAUUCGGCUAAUGGAGAGGAAGCAAGUUCGAUAUGGCCUCGGGACACGACGCUGCGGUCAUCAGCAACGGACAGCAUUCUGCGUUGCCUUUCCCGGAUGCUCCGGGAGUCCAUCGAUGCUGACGUGACCAUCAACACGUGUGAUGGGAGUUUAAAAGCCCACAAAGCCAUACUUUCUGCCAGCUCACCCGUCUUCCACAGCAUGUUCCUCCACAACCUCCAGGAAAAAGAAUCCUCCACCAUUAACAUCCAGGACAUGUCCUUGGAGUCUUGCACUGCGCUUCUGUCUUACUUGUAUGGAAGCAUCAAGCAGGAGGAGUUCUGGCGCCACCGGGUCCCACUCCUGAGUGCGGCCAAUAAGUAUGGGAUUGGGAAUUUGAAGGAUUUGUGUGAGGAGAGUUUGCUGGAGGAUAUAAACUCAGGGAAUGUGCUCGAGAGGUUGCAGGAGGCCUGGCUUUACCAGCUUGACAAACUCAAGAAAGGGUGUUUGACGUAUUUGUUUGAUUUUGGGAAGAUUUAUGAUAUCAAAGAUGAGAUUAAUAUCUUUUUUAGGACUGCUGAGAGGGAACUCAUACAGGAAAUGUUUCAGGAGGUGCUUACGGUUUGGAAACCCGCCUGACCUCUUUUCUUUAUUAAAUUUACCAAGUCUGCUUCUAUUUGUAUAUAGAAUAAUAUAUAUAUACAUGUAUGUAUGGCACUACUGGUAUCUCACUUUAAAACCUCAAAAGUUCCUUUCUUAAUCUAUCGGAUUUUGCUUUA